Cricetulus griseus (Chinese hamster) is the source of this 13098-nucleotide messenger RNA. NCBI's taxonomy places the organism in Eukaryota, Metazoa, Chordata, Mammalia, Rodentia, Cricetidae. The record is from RefSeq and is a predicted model, not a curated record.
GUUGUACUUGUAUGCCCACCUUUUUAGUGCUGACAAGUUGUUUCAAAGUUGUUUGCUUUAUGUGAAAGGACUCUUUGAAGAUGCUCUGAACCUCAAAAAGAACAAUAAAGACAAUCCCUCAGCUGUACGCCUUAUGAAGGUGGACAAUUCCCGAACUUACACUCUGGACACGUUUUGUGAAGAACAGAUACAGCAGGCCACCCAGGCAAUGGCACAGCUUGAGGAGAUCAAGACUAAGGCAAUUGAAGAGAUGAAAAGCACAGUCUUAAAGGUUGCAGAAAAGAAAGACCUUAUAGAAUUCUUUGAGUCAAAACCAUCUGAAGUCGACACAACACAUUUUAAGUUGCCCCAGUAUCGGUGUUUGUUAGAAGCAAAUAUGAAGUUUUCUAGGCUGAUCGAUUACCUGUUUCAAGAACUCAUUCGUCAGCUCAUGAACUCUACACUCAGCCAGCUUUUGGGUCUCUUCAGUGGCUCUGCUAGAAUGCCGUUUUCAAAGGAAAAGAACAAUGAAAGUCUCAUGAAGUAAUAUCGUACAAGGAAGAUCUUUUCUAGAAAGAUAUCAAGUGAUGAUGAAGAAUUCAUUGAUUCACGUUUACCUCAUCUUCCUCCUGUUCAAAACUUGGAACCCAAGCCAGACACUAAUAUUGAUGCGAUUUUACAUAGACAGAAACUGGAGAUGGAUUUGAAAAAAACAUAUCUACCAGUAUUUGAAGUACAACUACAUUUGAGAACGCCCACAUCGAAUGAGUCUCCAGAGGAAGCUGAAGAGAAGGCUCAGAAGUCUGAGCAGUUCCUUGAUGAUACUCUAUCAUGUGAUGAUGAUGAUGACUAUUUUGAAAACAGAAGAAGUUUUGUGAGAACCUCAAGUGAAGACUUUCUCAUGAAAUACAAUCAGCCGAGCAAGUUUGGUAUCCUCCUCAGACGUAUCCUUUCAGACACAGGACUCCUGCUUGAGUCUGAGCAAGGGCACAUCUAUAAUAAAUUUAAUGAAUUCCCAACAAACCUCCUUAUACAUCCCAACAGACUGGACUUUUCAAUACAAAUUCAAAAUGUGAUAGCAACCAUAGAAAAAUAUAUAACCACCAUCACGCCUCUUCACCAAGACCCUCGCCUCUCCAACAUCAUUGAUUUGGUUUCAGCCCCGGAUUUACCUAAUAAGACAAAAAAUGUAUCCAAAUACAAGAAGCUGAUUCGAUGGCCAGAUUUCCAUAUCCUCUUUGAAACAGAUGCUAACUACCAAAACAAAAUUGUGAGUCUGCUGGCGAUUAUUGGCAAUUCAAUGGGCCUGGUUAGCGAUUACAGCUGCAGGUUUUUAAAGUACUGUUACAUGGUAGAAAAGGCCAAAGUCAUGAGUAUGAAACUGCCAUUCAUGGGGAUGUUAACAUCAACAGAGUUUAAAACUAUAAUACAUAAAUUCAGAAACUACCUAAAACAGAUUGUGACUAUGUCCAUCGAGAUGCGCCUUGGAAUUUUUUGUGUGAAAAGUUUGGAUUAUCAAUUAGCAUGCUUACCGUAUGUUGACAGCAUUAUAGAAAUGAGCUACAACCUGUUACGCUGUGCAAUUGAGGAACAUAAUACAAACCUAUUGGAAAUCUUAGACUCAUCACUGCACAAACUGGAUUCUGAGCCUGUGGAAGUAGGGGAAUUUGUGGAUCACUUUAAUUUUUUGGAAGAUAUUUCCUCGAGUUUAUCUCAAUUAGAGAAAGAUUUCUCCACAAUUUCUCAGCUGUAUUCUGUUGUGAGGCAUUACCAGAUCGAAAUUUCUGAAGACCAGAAUGCCAUCUACAGAAUCCUUUUCAUGAAGUUAAAUCAUCUAAAAACAGCUAUAAGGAUACUUGCCAGCAAUAAAGAAAUCACCCUAACUAAAUUCAGGAACAGUUUGGAUGUAUAUAUUGUUGGUUUAAGAGUGGAGGUCAGCAAGUUAAAAGAUAAAAUCAGAAACCCCGCCCUGCUGUGUGCCAGUACUUCAGUUUCAAAAGCCAAGGACAUGAUCAAUUCCUACAUAGCGAAAACUGAAAACCUGACUGAGAAAGUGAAAACAUACGCAAGCUACCAGAACUAUUUUGACGAGUCCCAGGCGCACAUGCACACUCUUAACAUAGAGGAGAUGUCUCAGAUUGUGCUGUCGGAGCUCUCCGAAAUUGAGUGUGACCUGAUGCUCAAGAAGCUGUUAUGGGAGGCACAGGAAGAGUGGGUGACGCUUUUCUGGGAAUGGAAGAGAUGCAGUCUCCAGAGCAUCGAUGUAAACUUAGUGAGGAGUAACGUCGCCAAGUGGCUGCACAUAAUCGUUGUCCUGGAAAAAGGUUUGCCUAAAAAUGAUAUGGUAGCACACCUCAAGCAGUCAGUGAUGGACUUCAAGCAGGAACUUCCUAUCAUCACAGCACUGGGAAACUCUUGUCUCAAGCCACGGCACUGGGAGGCUCUUCGGGAGCUUACCGGAAAGUCGAUUUCUCUUGAUAAAAACCUCUCAGUAGACAAACUGCUAGCUCUCAAGCUGCUUCCAUAUGGAAAGAAAAUAAGUGAAAUAUCGAUCGCAGCCAUAAAUGAGGCUGCUCUUGAGAAAAUGAUGUUUAAGAUCAUCGAGCUCUGGAACACAUCUCCUCUGCAUUUGGUGCUUCACCACACAGAGGGUUACUCCAUCCUUAUCAUCUCAUCCAUCGAUGACACCAUAGCCCAGCUGGAGGACUCCCAGGCCAUCCUCGCCACAAUCAAAGCGUCUUCCUAUAUGACGCCAAUUGAGGAUCUUGUGACUGAAUGGCAUCAGAACUUGAACCUCUUCUCUUUAACCAUUGAGGAAUGGAUGAAAUGUCAGAGAGACUGGCUUUAUCUUGAGCCAAUCUUUAAUUCUUCAGAAAUGCAAAAACAGCUGCCUACAGAAACAAGACUUUUCUCCCAGGUGCUUAUCAUGUGGAGAGAAAUAACGGGGAGAGUGCUGAACAAACUCAACGCUUUGCACAUAACUGUCACUACAAGGAUCAUCGACGUUCUGAAAAUCUGCAAUGGACACCUUGAAAACAUAAAGAAAAGUCUGGAGGAUUACCUUGACGCUAAAAGAAUGAUUUUCCCAAGAUUCUACUUUCUCAGCAACGCUGAACUUCUUCAUAUUCUAGCUAACAGCACAAACCCCAAUUCCGUGCAGCCUCAUCUUUCGAAAUGCUUUGAAAACGUGAAGCACGUGCUGCUAUGGAAACACGAAGUUGGCCCUCCGUCUGUGAAGAUGCUCAUCUCGGCGGAAGGAGAGGGCCUGGUGCUGCCCAAGAAAAUCCGAGUAAGAACUGCUGUGGAGCAGUGGAUGGUGAAUGUGGAGAAAAGCAUGUUCGAUGUGCUGAAAAAAUUUCUGAUCCAAGGUAUUGAAGACUGGGACUUCCAGACUUUUUCCGAUUGGGUACUAUCACAUCCAGGACAAGUUGUCCUCACUGUGAGACAGAUCAUGUUCUAUAAUGAUUGUAUGAAAGGUUUUAUGAGUUCUAAUGUAAGGAAAAGUCUAGAAGCAGUCCAUGCCAAUGUACUAUGUCAUAUGGAAGACUUGGUUGUGCUGGUCACACUAAACGCUGGCAAGUUUCGCACAAAAGUCAUGCUAGCAGCAAUGCUGACCAUCACUGCUCACUGCAGGGACAUUGUGACAGACCUGCUAGCCAAGAACAUCUGCAGUGCAGAGGACUUUGAGUGGACGAGACAUUUGCAAUAUAAAUGGAACGAAAAGCAAAAGUUGUGUUACAUAUCCCAAGGAAACACCAAUUAUGUUUAUGGCUACGAGUACCUGGGCUGCACACCAAGGCUGAUCAUCACGCCCCUCACAGAAAGAUGCUGGCUGACUCUCAUGUCAGCCCUGUACUUCAACCUAGGAGGCUGCUGUGCUGGGCCAGCAGGGGUAGGAAAAACUGAAACUGUUAAAGACCUAGCAAAAAGCUAUGGUAAACAUUGUGUGGUCUUCAACUGUUUUGAAGAUUUGGAUUAUAAGAUAGUGGUGAAAUUAUUCUUCGGGUUGGUGCAGUCAGGAGCUUGGUGCUGUUUUGAUGAAUUCAACCGGAUGGAUAUAGAAGUUCUCUCUGUCAUCACCUCACAGAUCCUCACCAUCAAGGUUGCAAAGGACAGCUAUUCUGUGAGGUUUCUACUGGAGGGGAAAGAAAUACGUCUCAAUAUGUCAUGUGCAGUGUUUAUUACCUUAAAUCCUGGGUAUAAAGGUCGAGUUGAACUCCCAGGUAACUUAAAAUCUCUGUUUCGCCCAGUGGCAAUGAUGGUGCCCCACUACAAAGUUAUCAUUGAAGUAUUUCUGUUUUCAUUUGGCUUCAAAUCUUCAAGAUCACUGUCUGCAAAGCUAGUUAACCUGUAUGACUUAGCUGACAAGCAGCUCUCAAAACAGGAUCAUUAUGAUUUUGGCAUGAAGAUCUUAAAGACAGUUUUAAUAAUGGCAGAAAAGAAGAAACGGGAGUGUAAACGUGGUGACGAUCUUUCUGAAGCAGAUGAAUCUCUGAUCAUUAUCGAGUCAAUCCAAAGAGCUACUUUAUCAAAGUGCCUUCCUGAAGAUGUCCAACAUUUUGAAAAGAUCAUUGAAGAUACCUUUCCUGGGAUAACAGUGUCGAAGACGCAACACCUUGUCUUGGAGAAAGCAAUAUCUAUUGCAACAGAACAAUUAGGCUUUCAACAUUGGCUGCCUCAGAAAGAAAAGAUCACACAGUUGUACCAUCAACUUGAGGUUUGUGUUGGUGUGAUGCUCGUGGGCACAACAGGUGGAGGAAAAACUACAGUCAGGAAAAUUUUAGAGAAAGCCUUAAUAAUCCUUCCUAUUGCAUCUACCUUGUCAAUUCAAGACCUUCAGUCUGACUCAAAGAUUAUAGGAAAAAAAGGAAAAGUAGAUGUUUGUGUUUUGAAUCCAAAGUGUGUCACUCUUAGUGAACUAUACGGACGUCUGAACAUUAACACCAUGGAAUGGAGUGAUGGGUUAUUAGCAGCAGCAAUCCGAAAUUAUGUGAAUGCUAGCACUGCAGACUACUCCAAGAGAGGCAGUACUCUCGGGAUAUUGUCAAGAAUCACAGAUUUUUCUAGUAUUUUCCAAGUUGGUGUCUCUGCUACAGCAGAUACUGAUAACAGUAUUUUUAUGAAGACAAUAGAAAAAGAUGUUAAAACUCCAGAAACUCGUGAUUUCGAUUGGCAGUGGAUUGUAUUAGACGGCCCAGUUGAUACCUUAUGGAUAGAAAAUCUCAACACUGUGCUCGAUGAAAACAGAACGCUGUGCCUGGCAAACAGCGAAAGGAUCACCCUAACGAGCAAGAUCAGGGUGAUUUUUGAGGUGGACUCUCUCGCCAACGCCACCCCCUCUGUCAUCACCCGCUGUGCAGUGGUGUACAUGGAUCCUGUUGAUCUGGGAUGGGAGCCAUACAUUAAGUCAUGGCUUGUGAAAACUUCAAAAACUAUAAGUCAGCGAGGAAUGGAGUGUCUUGGAUUAAUGAUUAAAAAAAGUGUUAAAGAAGGGCUAGAUUUCCUGAAGAGGCACAGAAAGUUUUUACCAUAUCCCAUACAAGAUUUGACAGUCAUCAUGACUCUCUGCAGGAUUCUAGACGCUUUAUUUGAAUUCAUGCAAAUAAAGAGAGGAACCGCAAAAAGUGAGUUUUCCCUGAAAGCUAACAUCCCAACUAAAGAUCCAAAAACUCUGAAAGUCAAAUUCAAGGAUGAAGGAAAAUGCUACUACCGGGAUGAAAAUGCGUGGUAUUUGGAGAAAAACCCUGAGAAGUUAACAGUAAUGAUUCAGAAGAUCUUUGUGUUUGCUUUUACGUGGGCAUUUGGAGGGGUUUUAAAGCGUGAAGACCAACAUGAGGAAGACGUGAUAUUUCGUUCAAAAUUUGAACCUGAUUCUCUUGCAGAAGUAACCUAUAAUUUUGACAGACUUGUUCGUGAAUUAUUUGAAGAUGAUUCAGAAAAAGACAUGGGUAUCAACUUACCAGGUGGCGAACGGUCUAUAUUUGGGUAUUUUGUGGACUUACAGAAUUGUGAGUUUAUGCCUUGGUCAGAUUUAAUUCCCAAUGCUCAAACAAUAAUUCAAAGAGGGACCUCGCUGCUGGCUGACUUCCUGGGAUCCAGUGACAAUGUGAUGAAGAUGAAGGAAUGUGGGGAGUGUGUGAACUACACUGCCACCAGGGACACCAUCUGCUUCUCUUUCGUCAUGAGCCUUCUCCUGAAGAACUCCUACCCUGUCCUUCUCACAGGAGACUCUGGUGUCGGGAAGACUGUGGUCAUCAGUGAGAUGCUUGAAAAGCUAGAGGGUCGAGGAACAUUUGAUAUAAAAUUCGAGUCAAUUUUAGGAAAAGUCCUGUUACAUAAUGAAAUUAAAAGAUCAUGCAUAAGGAAGAAUAUCAACCUCUUGCUUGCUGAGACCUACAAAGCAGCUCUCGGAGGUUUUGGUAAGUAUAUGCAGAAAAUAGAGAAUAAAACUGAUGACACCACAGUUAAAAAUGAUAAAGAAAUUAUAGUUUCUACCAUAAAUUUUACCACCAAUAUGACAGUGACCAGAACCAAGGAGAUGAUUCUGCGAAAGUUAGUCAGAAGAACCAAAGACAUACUUGGAGCCCCGAAAAACAACAGGAUUGUAAUAUUUAUUGAUGACUUGAAUAUGCCAGCACCAGAUACCUGUGGAGCACAGCCACCCCUGGAAUUGAUUAGACAGUUAUUAGAAAUGGGUGGGAUUUAUGAUACUGAAAGAAAUACAUGGAAGAUUAUUCAAGAUCUUACUAUAAUCGCUGCCUGUGCACCUUCUGCUAGUGGGAAUGACAUCAGCCCACGCCUCCUCAAACACUUCUCCAUACUGGUAUUACCUCAUCCUCCACAGACCGUGUUAUGUACUAUCUUCCAGGCCCACUUGGGAAUGUAUUUCUCCCUCAAUAACUUCGUAGCUGAGGUCCAGAAAUGCAGAGACCAGCUUGUGCUUUGUUCUCUGGCGAUAUAUUAUCAAGUCUGUAAGAACAUGCUGCCAACGCCAACCAAAUGCCACUACUUAUUUAAUCCCCGAGACAUGUACAAGCUGCUGCUGGGGUUGAUGCAGGCGGACAAGAGUGUCGUCCACUCUAAGGAUAUGGCGGCUCAGCUCUUAGUUCAUGAAGCCAGCCGAGUAUUUCAUGAUCGGUUCAUUGAACCCAGUGAGAAGAGCCUUUUCUACCAGCUUCUCUCAAAGGAACUCCAGUGCCAUCUGCAGAUUUACUGGGCACAUGAAAGCCUGAUGAAUAACCCGACUGUAUUUGUGGACUUCAUGGAUGUAAACAAACCUCACAGAAAAAAGAUCUACCGGAGCGUCAGUAACUUCGACAAACUUCUUGGCAUACUUCAGGAAUUCCAACAGAAGCUGGGUUCAACAGCUCUGGAGAUGUCUCAUUCAAUUGUAUUCUUCAAAGAAGCUAUAGAACACAUUACAAGAGCUACCAGAAUCCUCCGACAGCCAGGGAGUCACAUGUUACUGAUUGGAAUAGAUGGAUGUGGAAAAGAAACGUAUGCAAGCUUAGCCUGUUACAUAGCAGAACACAAAGUACACCGCGUGCCUGCAGCCCACAAUUAUGUGAUCUCAGAUUUCAAAGACAUGUUUAAAAAUGUGUUUAUUCAAACUGGCUUGGAAGGGAUCCCCACUGUUGUCAUGGUUGCCAACUUACAAGAAGAACAAGAGUCAUUUAUGGAAGACUUGAACUACAUUGUCAAUGGAGGAAAGGCUGCUAGCAUGUUUGAAAAUGAGGAGCUGGAUUCCAUUGUUAUGAGGAUUAGAAAUUUUGUGGAGCAUUCUGAUUUAAUGGAUGACAAGAAAUACUUACUUACAUUAUUCCAAAAGAGGGUAUCUAAGAAUCUGCAUGUUUUUCUGAUCAUGAGUCCUGUAGGAUCUAAUCUCCGCCAUAAAUGUAGAAUGUACCCUUCGAUGAUUACCUCCUGCACCAUCAACUGGUUCCACAAGUGGCCCGAUGAAGCUCUCCUUAUUGUGGCCAAUUCCUACCUGGGAGAAAGGGUGAAAGUAGAAAACAAGGAGGAUAAAAUAAAACAGUUUGCCUCAACAUGUGUCGAAAUCCACAAAAGUAUGAAAGAGUUGAGCACCAAGUACUUUGAAGACACUGGAAGGCACUAUUACGUCACCCCCAAUAGCUACUUGAAGUUUCUGGAGACGUUCACACACAUUCUGAGCAUGAGACAAGAGGAGAUGACGAUAAAAAGGAAUCGCUUCCACAUGGGGCUAUCCAAGAUUCUGGAAGCAACCGUAUUAGUCACAGACAUGCAGGAAGAACUUUUGAUUAUUGGCCCUCAGAUAGAACAAAAAACAAAGGAAAAAGAAGCCCUGAUGGAAAAGCUGCGGAAAGAUUCGCAAAUAGUUGAAAAAGUGCAGGUGCUUGUGAAACAGGACGAGGAAAUUGUGGCCGAGGAAGUUAGGAUUGUGGAAGAAUAUGCUCAGAAAACUACCAGUGAGCUAAAAAGCGUGCUGCCUGCUUUAGAGAAGGCAAGAGUGGCCCUAAAUGCCCUGGAUAAAAGUGAUGUUUCUGAAUUAAGAGUGUACGCACGCCCCCCCUUCCUCGUCCUGACAGUCAUGAACGCCGUGUGUAUCCUCCUACAGAGGAAGCCUAACUGGGCAACGGCCAAGCUGCUGCUCUCUGAGACUGGCUUCCUAAAGAAACUGAUAAACCUUGACAAGGACAGCAUCCCUGAUAAGGUGUUCUUGAAGCUCAGGAAGAUUUUAAGUUUGCCUGAUUUCAACCCCAACAAGAUUGCCCUGGUCUCUGUGGCUUGUUGCUCCAUGUGUCAGUGGGUUAUAGCUCUGAAUAACUACCACGAAGUACAGAAGGUGGUGGGUCCCAAGCAGGAACAAGUGGCUGAAGCUCAGAAUGUCCUACGAAUGGCAAAGCAAAGGCUGCUGGAAAAGCAAAAAGGUUUACAACUGAUUGAGGAACAUUUACAGUUUUUACACAACUCCUACAAAGACAUCGUUGCUGAAAAACAACAACUAGCCAAUCGGAAAAAGCUGGCCACCAAGCGCCUGCAGUGUGCGUCUGUCCUGCUAACUGUCCUGGAAGAUGAGAAGAUUCGAUGGCAACAAACAGUCAACGUAAUAGACAACAAGUUGAAAGGCAUCUUCGGUGACAUACUUCUUUCGUCUGCAUGUGUAGCCUACAGCGGAGUCUUAACACCAGAAUUCCGCCAGUCAGUGAUGCAGAAAUGGGAGGACCUCUGCAAUCAACACACAAUCACCUUGUCAUCCAAAUUUUCCCUGAUGAAAGUGAUGGCAGAAAAAAAUGAGAUCCGCCGGUGGCAUAAUCAAGGGUUGCCUCUCGGUCAGCACGCAACAGAAAAUGCCAUCUUGAUGAAAAGUACCCAGCAGUGGCCCCUGGUGAUUGACCCGCACAAGCAAGCACUCUACUGGAUCCGUCAGAUGGAAGGGCCUCAGCUGCAAGAGAUUUCUGCUGAAGAUAGUAGUUACCUCCAAACACUUAAAACGGCCAUGCAAGCAGGAGAGCGUGUCCUCUUGCAUAAUACCCCUGAAGCAUUUCCUCCCAGCUUAAAGGCAAUUCUGAAGAAGGACAUUUUCCAGAAAAGAGGGCAGCAUUACAUCAAAAUUGGUGGCACUGAGAUAGAGUACAACAAAAGGUUCAGGUUGUACUUAUUCACAGAACUAGACAACCCCCAUUUCCUUCCAUCCGUUUAUAACUUUGUUACUGUUAUCAACUUCACGGUAACAUUCCAAAGCUUGCAAGAUCAGCUUUUAUCUACAGUAAUAAAACAGGAAUUUCCUCAUUUAGAAAAUCAACGCGCUCAGUUACUAGAGAGUAUUUCUCUUGACUCUGUAACUCUGGAGGAACUGGAGGACAAAACAUUGACCUUACUCCAGAAAACAAAAGGAAAUGUAUUAGAUGAUGAAGAAAUUGUAGAAACCCUAAGAAAAUCCAAAAUGACUUCAAAUGAAAUUUCCAAACGUAUCAAAGAAACAGAAAAGGCAGAAGGUGAAAUUGAAGCAAUCCGCAAGAGCUACCUCCCCAUAGCCACACGGGGCGCUCUGCUCUACUUCCUGAUGGCCAGUCUCACGCAGGUAGACUAUAUGUACCAGUUCUCCCUGCAGUGGUUCCGGCAGGUUUUUGUUUUCUCAACAGUUUCCAAAACCAAGCAUGAUCAGAAAAUGGACAAAACAUCCAAGGAAAAACAUGAUGAUGAUGAUGAGACUUCUUCAAGUAUCUCAGAUGAACAGAAUCCAGAAAGUAGGAGAACUCCCUUAUCCAAGAAUAGUAAAGACGUAAUAGAUACAUUGACAAGAAACAUAUUUAAGGCGGCCUCUUCAGCUCUAUUCAAUGAGCAUAAACUCUGCUUCUCCUUCCGGCUUUGCACUACAAUCAUGAGAAAUAGUGUCAGUGACACUCGGGUGGCCGAUGAUGACAUAGAAUUCCUUCCAGAAGAAGAAUGGAACAUCUUUUUAUACUCUGGCCUUUUGACAAAUAUUAGAAAUAUACUAACCAAGACUAGAUUGAAUAGUAUAUUUGAAAUACGUAGGAAGGAGCAUCUUCAAUGGGUGACAGACCUGAGAUGGGAGCAAUGCCAGUACCUCAGCAACCAGAUGGAGCCAUUCUCCCUUCUCUGCAGAUCGCUCUUGUCAAACGAGCAGCAAUGGAACACCUUUAGGGACACUAAGGCUGUGUACUUUCUAAUGAGCACACCCUUCGCCUCAGAAGAGGCUUUACCUCUGCAAAGUCCCAGAUCGUCACAAGACGUUGAACUUCUGAAUGAAAAUGAUGAAAUAUUUAAACCUUUAAAUUUUCCUUGGGAAAAACUCACUCCAUUUCAAAGACUUAUCUUGAUUAAAAUUCUUCGGCCAGACCGUUUAGAGAAUUCAGUAAAAAAGUUUAUAACUGAAAAAAUGGGAGGUGAAUAUAUCCACAAGACUACAGUUAAUCUGAAAGAAUACUAUAAAGAGUCCACAGCUCAGACACCGCUGAUCCUCAUUCACUCCUAUGGGAUUGACCUCAACAAUAUCCUCCUAAGAUUCGCACAAGAGUUAAAAGAAGCAAGUCCAAAGGUGACCAUGAUUUCCCUGGGCCGAGGCCAGGCGGCCAAAGCAGAAGAGCUCAUUUUUAACGCUAUGAACCAAAAGAAUCAGUGGGUCUUCCUCCAGAACUGCCACCUUGCAGCAUCCUUCAUGCCAAGACUCUGCGCUAUCAUAGAGUCAUUUAGUAAUCCAGAUAUGGAGAUGGACCCUGAUUUUAGGCUUUGGUUAAGCUCAAAAUCAUAUAGUUCUUUCCCAAUUCCUAUUCUUCAGAAGGGUGUGAAGAUUGCUGUGGAGCCUCCCCAGGGAUUGAAAAGCAAUUUACUUCAAACGUUUGGAUACGGAGGGAGUGGAGAAGUAACAGAAGAGAUAUUUGAUAAGAAUGAUUGUGGACCGUGGUGGAAAAAGAUUCUCUUCAGCCUCUGUUUCUUCAAUGCUGUGAUCAAUGAGAGGAAAAUUUACGGAACACUAGGCUGGAAUGUCCCUUAUCAAUUCAGUUCUUCAGACUUGGCGGUUUCUAUAAAGGUCCUGGGAAGCGUCCUCCUUGGCCGAUCGGAAGUUCCAUGGAAGGAACUGAACUACCUGAUUGGGGAAGUGACCUAUGGUGGCCGAGUGACCAAUAAAUGGGACAAGCAAUGCCUGAAGACCCUUUUCAACAAAUUCUGCAAUCCUGAAAUGCUGAAGGCUGGCUUCAGUUUCUCUAGUGAUGAGAUAUACCAGCCAGUGCCCAACUCUGCAAGCUUACAGGACUGCAUAAACCUUAUCCAGUCCCUACCAGAUGACGACUCUCCCGAAAUCUUAGGGAUACACCCCGAGGCCACACACAUCUACAAUGAGACCAAGACAGAGAAGUUCAUUGAAAAUCUCAUCACCUUGCAACGAAAAGAUGUUCCAGUCAACCUCAUGAUGAAUCCCGAGCAGAGCAAUGACGACCUAGUGAUGGAGAUCCUGUCUGACAUAAAGGUUCAGCUGCCCCUGGCCGUGGAGACCGAGGACGUUUCUGGGCCUGACAGUCAGUGCACAUUCAAAUACAUGAUGUUAAGUGCCAUGUGGGAGAAGCUUCAGAAAAGCGUUGAAGGCCAUGAUCCCCUUAUCCACUGUGUCUUGAUAACAUAUCUGAACCAAGAAAUACAACGUUUCGAUAAGUUAUUAUCCAUCAUACAUAAAUCUUUAAAGGAUCUUGAACUUGCUAUAAAGGGAAAGAGUAUCCUCACGCAAGACCUGGAGGAGAUAUACGACUCUUUCCUGCGAGCCAGAGUACCCAAGCUGUGGCAGAAGAACGCCUACAAGUCCUGCAAGCCCCUGAGCUUCUGGGUGAGCGACCUUCUCCAGCGGGUGAACUUCUUCAACACCUGGGCCAAAGUGGCCUACACUGCCUUACACCAACGGUACAUGACAUUUGUCUCAAUGAAACAGUCUACUACAUUACUGGCCAACCAGAAAUCCAAAUAUCCCACCAACUCUGAGAGUGAGCUCACCAGAAGCUUUCCCUCGAGAUACUGGCUACCUGCUUUCUUCAAUCCACAAGCCUUUCUUACUGCUGUUCUUCAAGACUAUGGAAGGGCCCAGGGAGUCUCCAUGGACGCUGUGCUUUUCACUCACAGAGUGAUUAACAGCAGCGCCAGCAGCAAGCAAGAGGAUGACUUCUCACAGCUUCUCCAGAAGAGGCUCAAAAUAGUCAGGAGAGCCUUCCAGGCCCACUCUCCCGACCAAUCUCCCAGUGGUGUGAUCAUUUUUGGUUUAUUCAUUGAGGGAGCACGGUGGGAUCCUGAACUGGAAGUAUUGGAAGACACUCUGCCUGGUGACUUAUGCUGUGAAUUUCCUGAUAUCCACUUUUUGCCACUGAAGAUUGAAACGCUCCAUGCUUCUGACCAAAAAAACUCAGAACUCCAGACUUUUGAAUGUCCGGUUUACCAAACACCUGAGAGGUCAAGAAAUACUCCUGGGUCGCUAACAGAUUUCUUAACAUCCGUGCAUUUACCAACGAAGAAACCUCCUAGCCACUGGAUCACCAUGCAGGUUGCACUGCUGUGUGAGAAAAAUGAAUGAAAUAAAUAUCCAUACCAAAACAGUUUAAGUUUGAGCUCUACUUACAUACAUCAAGACAUCCA